Molecule: messenger RNA, 2622 nt
Organism: Nymphaea colorata (pocket water lily)
Lineage: Eukaryota; Viridiplantae; Streptophyta; Magnoliopsida; Nymphaeales; Nymphaeaceae
Product: protein TRANSPORT INHIBITOR RESPONSE 1-like
Exons: 4
Coding region: 717-2468 (583 amino acids)
Biological process (GO): SCF-dependent proteasomal ubiquitin-dependent protein catabolic process
Cellular component (GO): SCF ubiquitin ligase complex
Molecular function (GO): protein binding
Source: RefSeq, a predicted model, not a curated record
AUUUUCUUUUUUAUAUUUAAUAAUUUGCUUUCCGAUUGCCCAACUUGGAGAGAUUCGUGAAAUCUGAGUCGUCAGAAGAGGAGAUCUAGGGCCCUCUCUCCCUUUCUCUCUCUAUCUCAGUAGAACGGAGAUAUGUAGUUGGAUCGAUCGAGGAGGAGGCUGGUCUUCUUAAUAUCUGUUGUCUCUGCUUGGUCUCUCAUGGUGGAUCGCUCUGUGAGCUCUGUGCUAGGGUUUGGAUUUUGCUUUACCCUUUCUGCGGGAAACUUUCCCCCAAUCUUUUGAGAUAUUGGAAGGUGAAUGCUGAAUCCCAUCUUCUGAAGCCCAUGGUGUUGUGUUUCGCAUCUGAUCCAGGGGGGGGAUUCCUUCUACGAGGUUCCUGGAGCCGUUUUUAAGGGUUAGGGCUUCCUUUUUCGUGGAUUGCCGCUGCUUGGAUCUUGGAGGACCACGCUUGAUCUUAAAAAGAGCGAGCUUUUCUAGGGUUUUUCGUGGUCUCUGAAGAUUUUGAUUUUUACGUUGAGCUUGAGUGCUGGAAGUAAGGAGAAGGGGUCUGCUGAGGGGAAAAUGGCGGCUCUUCAGCUGAGGCUCUCGCUAUGAGGUUGGGGUUCGGCGGGGCCUUUUGGAUGUGAACCUGCCAUGGACAAUCUCGCUUUGAUCUAAAGAAGUAUAAGCUUGAUUUGCUGAUGGCAGGCGUUUGUUAGAUCGUAUUUUUGGCAAAAAUGUCGGUGGCAAGGAGGAAAAAGGACGCUGCAGGCGGGGAGGAGGACGCCAGAGUUUCCUCCUUCCCUGAUGAAGUUCUGGAGCACGUCCUUGUCUUCUUGAAAUCUCACAAGGAUCGCAGCGCGGUUUCACUCGUAUGCAAGGAUUGGUACGCCGCGGAGAGGUGGAGCAGGACUCAUGUGUUCAUCGGGAACUGUUAUUCUGUCUCGCCACAGAUCCUGGUCCGGCGAUUUCCUAACAUCCGGAGCAUCACGCUCAAGGGGAAGCCUCGAUUCUCCGAUUUCAACCUCGUCCCGCCGCAUUGGGGUGCGGAUAUCCACUCAUGGCUGGUUGUUCUGGCUAAGGCGUAUCCUUUCUUGGAGGAACUCAGGCUCAAGAGGAUGACUGUUACGGAUGAGAGCCUUGAUUUUCUAGCGACCUCCUUCCCGAACUUCCGGGCACUGUCGCUCGUUAGCUGUGACGGAUUCAGCACGGAUGGCCUUGCGUCGAUUGCUACACAUUGCAAGAACUUAACGGAGAUGGACAUACAAGAGAAUGACGUACUUGACCUUGGAGGGCACUGGCUAAGUUGUUUUCCUGAAAGUUUUUCAUCUCUUGAGAUCCUCAAUUUUGCAAGUCUCAAUAGUGAAGUAAGCUUCGAUGCUCUAGAAAGGCUUGUGUCACGGUGCAAAUCACUGAAGGUUCUGAAAGUAAACAAAUGUGUGUCACCAGAGCAGUUGCAGAGGCUUCUUGUUAAAGUUCCAAACCUGGUGGACCUUGGCACUGGGUCACUUUUACAGGAACUUACUAUUCGGCAAUUUGCUGAGGUGAAAAGUGCAUUGGGCAACUGUAAAAAAUUGCAUACUUUAUCUGGCUUGUGGGAAGUAACGUCGUUGUAUAUUCCUGCUCUAUCUCUGGCUUGUGCGAACCUUACAUUUUUGAAUUUAAGCUAUGCUGUCCUUCAAAACACAGAGUUGGCUCAGCUGCUUGCAGGAUGCCCUCAGCUUCGGCGCUUAUGGGUCUUGGACACCGUUGAGGACAAAGGGUUGGAAGCUGUGGCAUCUGCAUGCCCAGGCCUGGAAGAACUACGUGUUUUUCCUGCUGCUCCUUAUGAACCAGAUCUUAGUGGUGUGACGGAGUCUGGUUUCGUUGCUGUUUCUCGUGGUUGCCCAAACUUGCGCUAUGUACUUUACUUCUGUAGGCGGAUGACAAAUGCUGCUGUCGAGACGGUGGCCAAAAACUGUCCCAACUUUACUCACUUCCGUCUUUGUAUUAUGAAUCCCUGUGAGCCUGAUUAUUUAACAAAUGAUCCGAUGGAUGAAGGUUUUGGUGCUGUGGUCAAGCAUUGCAGCAAGAUACAGAGGCUUGCUGUAUCUGGGCUUCUCACUGACCGCUCAUUUGAGUACAUUGGUUUGUAUGCUAAGAACUUGGAGACACUCUCGGUCGCAUUUGCAGGCAGCAGCGAUCGGGGAAUGCAGUAUGUGUUGCAAGGGUGCCCCAAACUGCGGAAACUAGAGAUCAGGGAUUGCCCAUUUGGGAAUGCUGCUCUGUUGUCAGGGCUGGAGCGUUAUGAACAGAUGCGCUCGUUGUGGAUGUCUGCAUGCAGGGUGACGAUGAGUGCCUGCAGGAUACUGGCAAGGGAGAUGCCUAGGCUAAAUGUUGAAGUGAUUAAGGAUCCCGAGGGUGAUGAGGCGCAUGCAGAUAAAGUGUACGUCUACAGGUCGGUGGCUGGCCCCAGAACUGAUGCGCCACCCUUUGUUCUUACGCUCUGAUCAGGGUCCCUGGCCCAGCUGUUCCUUUAAAGAGGAGGAUGGCAAGGCUACCGAUGCAGAAGUAGAUGAAGCAGCCAUAGCAGUGGGUGACAAAAGAUCCGAAGUCUGUUCCAACCACGCAUUGCCAUCCUGUGCCAUACUUCCCGUCAAACUC